UGUGCGGAGCAUCCCGGAAGCGGAACCGGUUCCACUCAGCCGCGGAGCAUUGUGGUGUGGCGCCGUUGAUGGAGGAAGGAACGGUGGUGGGAAGUGCCGCUGCGGUGAGGGCUUGUAAGCCCCGGAGCGGGGAGCGCUUGGGACCCCUGGGGGUCUCGUUACCCCCUGGCCCCGUCAUGUUUUUCAACAAGAUCCCCCCGCGGUGGCUGAACUGCCCGAGGCGGGGACAUCCCGUGGCAGCAAGAUUUUUACCUCUGAAGACCAUGUUAGGACCAAAAUAUGAUGAUCAAGUUGCUGAAGAGUAUCGUUUCCAUCCCAGUAUGUUAUCAAACUACUUAAAGAGUCUUAAGGUUAAGAUGGGUCUGCUGAUUGAUUUGACAAACACCACUAGGUUUUAUGACAGGAAUGAUAUAGAAAAAGAUGGCAUCACAUAUAUAAAGCUUCCAUGUAAAGGACAUGGUGAAUGUCCCAAUGUUGAGAACACAGAAGCAUUCAUUCACGUGUGUGAACUUUUUAGCAAUAAGAACCCAACAGAGCUUAUAGGUGUUCACUGUACACAUGGUUUCAAUCGUACUGGUUUUCUUAUCUGUGCCUUUCUGGUUGAGAAACUGGACUGGAGUAUUGAAGCAGCAGUGGCUACUUUUGCUCAAGCCAGGCCACCUGGUAUUUAUAAAGCUGAUUAUUUGAAAGAACUCUUCCGUCGUUAUGGUGAGGCAGAGGAUGCACCACCUCCUCCUCCAUUACCGGAAUGGUGCUUCGAUGAAGAUGAUGAAGAAGAAGAGGAUGAUAACUGUAAACCAGGAACCCCUGAAUCAGAAGCUGGCUCUUCAGCAUCCUUUUCUGCCAAAAGAAGAAAAGAACACUUGAAGCUGGGUGCAACAUUCUUGGAAGGAAUAACAGUUAAACAUGUAACCCAAAUAACAACUCAACCAAAACUAAGAGACAUUCAACAGAAAUGCCAGCAGUUUUGUGGUUGGAACAGGACCGGAUUUCCUGGGGCCCAGCCAGUUUCUAUGGAUGAGCAAAAUAUUAAACUGUUGGAGCAGAAGCCAUACAAAGUGAGCUGGAAAGCAGAUGGAACUAGAUAUAUGAUGUUGAUUGAUGGCAAGAAUGAAGUGUAUAUGAUAGACAGAGAUAACUCUGUAUUUCAUGUAUCUAAUCUGGAGUUUCCAUUUCGUAAAGAUCCACGUGCCCAUUUAGAAAAUACUCUCUUGGAUGGGGAAAUGAUUAUUGACAAAGUGAAUGGCCAGGUUGUCCCUCGGUAUUUGAUAUAUGACAUAAUAAAGUUCAACGGACAGCCAGUUGGAGACUGUGAUUUUAAUGUUCGUCUGUCAUGUAUAGAAAGAGAGAUUAUAUUCCCCCGACAUGACAAAAUGAAGAUUGGCCAAAUUGACAAAGCAAAAGAACCUUUUAGCGUUCGGAACAAGCCGUUUUUUGACAUCCAUGCAGCAAAGAAGCUUCUUGAAGGAAAUUUUGCUAAAGAAGUCAGUCAUGAAAUGGAUGGACUAAUUUUUCAGCCUAUAGGAAAAUACAAGCCUGGACGAUGUGAUGACAUUUUGAAAUGGAAGCCACCCAGUCUGAAUUCAGUGGAUUUUCGUCUAAAAAUAACAAGAGUUGGUGGAGAAGGGCUUCUCCCACAGAAUGUUGGAUUGCUUUAUGUUGGAAAUUUUGAUAGACCUUUUGCACAAAUUAAGGUAACGAAAGACUUAAAGCAAUAUGACAAUAAGAUUAUAGAGUGCAAGUUUGAGAACAACAGCUGGGUCUUCAUGAGGCAAAGGAUAGAUAAAAGUUUUCCAAAUGCUUACAGCACUGCAAUAGCUGUGUGCAACAGCAUACGAUAUCCUGUGACAAAGGAAAUCCUGUUUGAAUUCAUUGACAAGUGUACAGCGGCAACUCCAGAACAGAUACGUAAACGUCAUAUGGAUCCCGACACUGUACUUAUGCCACCACCACCUCCUAAAAGACCAUUACCAUAAUCUGCUACUGAAGACCAAGAUAUUAGCAUAUUGUUUACACUUUUACAAGAUGGUGGGUGUGGAUUAAAAAAAAUCUGGAAGAAGAUAUUAUAAAUAUUUUGUAAAUACUUAAGUGCAUUUUUUUGGAAUGCCACAUUAUGGACUUGGAUUUGUUCUGUUCUUAACAAGUUGAACAUUGUGUUGCAGAAUUUGAAAAGAUUUAAUCCAAAGGGUUAGAUAACUGUGAAAUCAGUAGAAAGACGGCUUGUUUGAUAGGCAUUUUCUAAAUUUAAUGUUUUAUACUAGCAAUUUGGAACUGUGAAGCCACAACAGAUGCUUCCCGUUUUUUUUACAAGUGAUGUUUCAGAUACAGUGGUGUUCCUUUUAACCAAUUAAAAGUUGUGUUUUGUUUCAUUUAGCAUAGUUCUGUGUAUCUUAGCGUCAUGUUUAAAAAGCAGCAAAUGGUCAUGCAGUGAAUUGUUUAUCAAAGUUUAACCAUUUGAAGAAACAACCUAUUUAUAUUAAAGAUGUUAUACAAGUCACAGGUAAAUGCCCUUUUAGGUGGGUUUUUAGUUUGAACAAAUUCAUCUGCUGAAUCAGUUUUAAUCUUGUAUUUUAGGUUUUGCAUACUGGUAGAUAAGAACAAUGCUUGAUUUGAAAAGAAAAGUUUAGUAUUUUGUACAAAUAGUUGUAAAUGGGUAUCAGAAGUUGUGCAUCAUGUUAAUGUACUUAAAAGACCAUGUUAAUGACAUUGUAUUAAUACCGUUGAAAACGAAUGGUGAAAGAUGUUUUGGAUGACAGAUAGAAGUAGCAUGUAGCCUCUAUUACAGAGAGAGCAGUCUGUUACAAAAAUGCAUAGAAAAGACCAUAUUUUGAUAAAUGUACUACUAUGGGGCCCCAAACAUCCUCUUAAGAUUUACAAAUUAAGAAGCAGAUUAAAAGAAUGGCAAUAGCAUUGUUAUCCACUGUUUUAUUUUUGUUUUUGAAAAAUAUGAAUCAGGUAAUCUUGUUGGAUUUUGUUAGAUUACAACAAUAAAUAGUUGUUCUUUCACUGCUGCUUUUUAUGGACACUGAGCUGUUGUUAUAUGCUUAAAAUGUAAAAUGUGAUAAUAAGCAUUUUCAGAUGUUAACUAUAAAUAAAUAAAUAGUAUUUUGA
Messenger RNA from Pogona vitticeps (central bearded dragon), 3111 nucleotides. RefSeq names its product RNA guanylyltransferase and 5'-phosphatase (gene RNGTT). Gene Ontology annotation, molecular function: mRNA guanylyltransferase activity; mRNA 5'-triphosphate monophosphatase activity; ATP binding. The record is from RefSeq and is a predicted model, not a curated record. Lineage: Eukaryota; Metazoa; Chordata; Lepidosauria; Squamata; Agamidae. Gene Ontology annotation, biological process: 7-methylguanosine mRNA capping; protein dephosphorylation.